AUGCCACCAACAGCCGCCGCACCCGUGAAACAGUCUCCCAGCACUUCCUCCGACAAAGCUCACAGACGAAUCGAGGAUGAUGAAGUUAAGCCAUAUGUUAUCGUGAGCGACCUCGGCAAAGGGAGCUUUGCGACCGUCUAUCGGGGAUACCAUGAGCAAACACAUCGUCAGGUAGCUAUCAAGACCGUGAGCAGAGCAAGUCUCAGCCCAAAGCUCUUCGACAGCUUGCAGGGAGAGAUCGAGAUACUCAAGACCUUGUCUCACCGACAUAUUACGAGGCUGCUGGACAUUGUUCGAGCGGAGAGGAAUAUAUAUCUCAUUAUCGAGUUCUGCGCCGGAGGAGACCUCUCCAACUAUAUCAGGAAACGUGGCCGGGUGGAAGGGCUAGAAUAUGUACCAUCUCCUGGAGCUGCACCAACGUACUAUUCACAUCCGAGAACCGGCGGUUUAGAUGAGAUUGUGGUCCGCAGCUUCUUGCGCCAACUCGCCCGUGCCAUCAAGUUUCUCCGACAGCGUAAUCUCAUACAUAGAGAUAUCAAGCCACAGAACCUUCUCCUGAACCCUGCGGCGUCUGAUGAUUUGGCUCGUGGUCAUCCACUGGGCGUUCCAAUACUCAAGGUCGCAGAUUUUGGGUUUGCUCGAUCUCUUCCACAAGCUAUGAUGGCUGAGACGCUGUGCGGUUCACCACUAUACAUGGCGCCUGAGAUCUUGCGAUACGAGAAAUAUGACGCAAAAGCGGACCUUUGGUCCGUUGGCGCCGUGCUCUACGAGAUGGCGGUUGGCAAGCCUCCGUUUCGGGCUGCCAAUCAUAUUGAACUCAUUAAGAAGAUCGACAACUCGAAGGGGAUCAAAUUCCCUGAUGAGGAUCCACAAGCGGCAAGUCGCGCGGCCAGUAGCGGGGAAGAGAUCAAGGCUGUCCCAAUUGAUGUCAAGCAGCUCAUCCGAAUGUUGUUGAGGCGUAUCCCAGCCGAACGAUGUAGUUUCGAUGACUUUUUUGGUAGCACAGCGAUGGCAAAGUCAAAGUUUCCGAAGCCAACACCAGAACCAUCGCAAAGCUGGCCAGACGAAGAUGAGUAUACUCCAGACGGGCGGCCGGUUAUCCCAGAACACCAUCGUAUCAUUCCACCUGAGGUGCUAGAUCCAAAAGCCAUGAUUCCUCCUAGUAAGUUCAACUUCAGGAAACGGGAAAUCGUCGGCGCAGACGCUUCUCCUGGACCGAGCUUAGGGAAGAAUGGCACGGGUAUCGUGGAGAUCUCAAGAUCGCCCACGGCGUCUCCCUACCAGGGUACGUCCCCAUUGCCCAAGCCGCCAUCUGAAGAGGUGUCUGUCAUCCCUGGCGAGACCGAGGAGGACGGUCUACUUCGGAGAGAGUAUGUACUUGUCGGCGACAGGAGAGCGGUAGAGAUUACUAAAGCUGUAGAAGAGAUUAGCACUGCUCGUAGGCGACCGCUGCGAGAUAGACGCAUGCAACUGCCAUCGCCUCUUAUGGAUGAACCCAUGCGUCAUAAUUUUCCAGGAUUUGACAGCUCCUCGCCUACCAACGCCAAUACGACUUUCCCCCCUCCACCAAAUCCUAACGCGCCUACGUUGUCAUCGUCUCCAUCUAGUGCUGGUUCACGCACAGCGGCCAAUGCACUAACAAGAGCCCUCAGUCUCGCAUCAAAGAAGCUGUUCGGCUCGUCAAUGCGCUCGUCGCCACACUACCGCGAAUAUACUCCAUCGUCUUCAUCUCCGAGACGACAAACGAUAUUGUCCGGGAGAUCGCAAGGUCUUGGAUUACAAACGAACAGCGAGCGUGACCCCAUGGAGGACGACCUUCUCGCGGAGCUGGAGGAGCUGGCACAAAAGACAGAAGUUUUAACGCGCUGGGCGGAUGAGAUGUAUGAAUACGUUAAGGCCGUUCCUCAGAAACCCCUCCCAGAUCCAACGAAGUUUGCGAGAAAGGAAGGCGAGGCCGAGCGGCACGCGGUCAAGAGGAAGAACGCCGAUAUACAAGCGGAAUACAACGCGAUGACAUGUGUCGCGUUGUACAUGCUCCUGAUGUCGUUCUCGCAGAAUGGUGUUGGCAAGCUUGUCAAUUACUAUGAACACUUGCAAAUGCGCGAUCCUGACGGCGAGUGCGAAGUCAGUGAAGGGUUUGAUGAAGCUUUGGGCUGGUUCGAGGACCACUUUAAUAAGUGCCAUGAUCGUGCCGCGCUAGUGAAGACUUGGCUUCCAGCUCAAUACACUGGACCCCCAACCUUUCUUGACCAAUUGGUCUAUGACCGCGCCUUGAUGCUUAGUCGUACUGCCGCGCGCAAAGAGCUUUUCGAUCAAGCUACCUCGCCAGAUGAGUGCGAGAAGCUGUAUGAAGAGUCUUUGUGGUGCCUGUAUGCAUUACAGGACGAUCUUCUUCAGAAGGACAAUCCCUUUAUGGAUGAAGACCGGACAACAAUAUCCACUUGUGCGUAUCGCGCAGAAAAUAUAGCCUUUUGGAUUAAGCGCACAAAGCUCCGUCUCGUUAGAUGUCGUGUGCGUAUGGGCAUGAAUGACCGCGAUCGUAUCAAGGACGCACGCUUGGAUAAGAAUCUCGACGAUGUGCAGCGCGAUCCACCUCCAUGGGAGGUGCCAAUUUUGGAGCCACCGAGACCUGCCGGCGACUCUCGGCGGACGUCGAUCUCGCCGGCUGUAUGA
Molecule: messenger RNA, 2673 nt
Organism: Fibroporia radiculosa
Lineage: Eukaryota; Fungi; Basidiomycota; Agaricomycetes; Polyporales; Fibroporiaceae
Exons: 12
Coding region: 1-2673 (890 amino acids)
Biological process (GO): peptidyl-serine phosphorylation; protein autophosphorylation; autophagosome organization
Cellular component (GO): autophagosome; cytoplasm
Molecular function (GO): ATP binding; protein serine/threonine kinase activity
Source: RefSeq, a predicted model, not a curated record